Toxoplasma gondii ME49 is the source of this 2799-nucleotide messenger RNA. It is a transcript of the gene MED4, whose product is annotated as mediator complex subunit MED4. Bases 785 to 2344 code for a protein of 519 amino acids. The record is from RefSeq and is a predicted model, not a curated record. NCBI's taxonomy places the organism in Eukaryota, Apicomplexa, Conoidasida, Eucoccidiorida, Sarcocystidae. The transcript is spliced from 6 exons.
CUUCAAACGUUUCCCGUACUAGUAAUUUUUUCCAAACCGCCUUGGUUGAGGCACAUGGCGGAGGUCAUGGGAUUUUCGACUCUCGGGGCGCUUCUCGCACGAACUUUGAGCGUCCCCGUCUCGUUUUUGUCCAAAGAACUGGAACCGUCCCUUUUCUUCUCCGUUUUCUUGCCCCGUUGGACUCGAUAGGUCUUUCCGUUCCUUUCAAUGCUUCAGUUCUGCCGCUGCGCUGCGUCCGCGUGACGCCGUCACGACGCCAGGAGCCUCGUCGUCAGUCAACGACGCCCUUCCGAAGACUCGCAGUCCACCGGGAAAAGCGAAGAAAAGACUCUUUUCCACCCCUUUUCUUCCGCGUGACUUCAAUUUGGAGAGCAGCUCGUUCCGCCUCAAGACUUCAUUCAGGAGCAACCUAUGCGAUCAUCGUGUGUGUCCACAUUCGUUUCUAACUCAAAUCGAACAAAGACAUAGAAUAUAUGAUGUAUAUAUGGAAAACGCCCAGACGGGUCACUGGUGUGUCCUUCCGCUGUAACGUGACUUUCAUUCGAACAAAAAGCGCACAAGCGACUUGGAUCUUCCUCCCGUGGGAACCCUCCUUGGGCCGUCUUUGCAGGCCGCUAUAUUCCUUUGCACGCCUCCUUCGAGCUACUCAGAGAGGAGUUGUUGCUGUUUGACGGAAGAACGAAUCAAUGUCGGCUGAAAAAAUCGCUUGUUUUCGACAUCGAGGGCAACAGGCUUUAGAGAACGCACGAGGAGGGUCUUUCGUCGUUUUCAGUUCUUUUCCACGAUGGCGCCACCUUCGGCUCCGGCCGUCGCUGCGUCUUCACCUUCGCUUCAAGAACUCUACAACUUGCUGCGAUCUGUUGUCAAGCCAGAAUGGAGUCACAUUCUCGACCCGGCUAGCGACGAGUGGAAAAAGAAAUUCCGAGAGCGCGUAGACGCAGAAACAUCUGUCACUUCUCCACCUCUCUCCUCCACUUCUUCUGCGUCUACGAAUGAUUGUGCACAGUCUUUUUCUGCCUGUUCCACGCUCUCAGACGGGAGUUCUGUGUGCUCGCUUCCUCGCGAGCAGCAGUUGCAUCUUCUCGUGAAAAUGUCGAGCAUUCUGGAAACACCUUGGCUUGUUGCACAGAAACGGCUCGAGGGAAUUAAAGAGGCGGAGAAGGCUAGACCUCUUACGCUCGAUCAAGUGGUGACGUAUGCAAGGAGACUGGGCGGGAGCACUGCGGCGCCUCCGGAGACUGCAAACAUUUCGGACGUCGUCACGCACCAGUCGAUCUACCCCACAUUCCACUUUCUUCCGUAUCCGUCGAUGGAGGAGCUGCAGACUUCUCGCCUCGGCUUCCUCGCUUCCAAGCCUUUUGACCGCGUCUGCUUUCCUCCGGAAAUCCGGUCUCAGUGGACAGUGCGGCUGCGCAAAAGCGAACGAAGCUGCGACGAAGAGGGAGACUCUCGGGCAGGGACGGAGACAAAUGUGCCUGGAUACGAAGUCCGCCUCGUCUGCCAGACACCAGGCGCACAGCUUGUGUACUGCGUCUUCGACGGCUUGCUGGCUCCGAACGCUCUCCCGGCCCAGCCGCUCUGGAAGGAGACCCGGUACACCUCAGAAGCCCCCGUCUUCCUCUCCACGCCUUUUCCUAAGACGCUGGUGGCUCGAGCGCUGAAGCCGCCUUUGCAGCCUUCGCGGCCGACGCUGCUUCGUCUGAAUCCACGAAACCUAGCGACUCAGAGCCCCGCCAGGUCUCUUCCCUCCGGGCGUCCGCGACUGCCCGCUCCUCAGGCGCCCGCACAACGCGAGCGAGAAGAAGGCGGAGACGCCGCGACGGCUGAGCGAGAAGCUCAGCGAGACGCACAGACAAAGAGAGGCCGAGAGGAAGAGACGACGCGAGGUCUCCGAGAGCAGGGGCGAGGAGACAGGAGCAGCACUGCCUUCGAAGGAGGAAGAGAAACGCGUUCGCCAGGCGAGAAAGACUCGAGCGAGAGAGGCGGUAGUGACGCUGUUGCAGGAAGAACUCAAGGAGCUCCGAGUGCACCGCAGGCGCCCCAGAGCGCGUCUCGUUUGCUCGCGGCCUCGCUGGCUUCAGGUGAGCAAGCGCAUGCAACCCCGCCCGCAUCGGCCUCAGCUAGCCUCGCUAGUCAAGCAUCUGUUCCUCCGGGUCGCGCCCUCCCGGCGAACGACGCGCGAGUGGGUGGAAGCUUUCAAGGUUUGAUGUUGGGGAGUUCCCGGAGGAAACGCCGAGAAGAAAUCGUGCAGAGACAAGAGGCGGCGCAGGACUCAAGUGGCAGUGCAGAGAGCAGCAGCAGUGGAGAGGAGUCGAGUGACGAGGAAGAGAAGGGCAGCGGAUGAAGCGUGGAUUUGGGCAGCUGAAGCUGGAGUGAGGAGGCAAAUACACAUACUUCUGAAAAGCGUGAGAGAAACGGAAGGGGAAAGGGUGGAAGGGAAGCAGCAAGGUCAGGGGAUAUCCUGUCUCUUUAGCUGUUCCUGAAGAAUCUGAAACUGCAUACGUUUCGUCGAGCUCUUAGGAACGCCAGAGCGGCCCCGCUCUCGCCAGCUCUCACCUGUCAUGGGCGCCGAAGAUACUUUUGCUCACUGCUCGCCACGAGAUGGAACAACAUCCACCACACCGCAUGCGCGUGCACACUCACGAGAAACUAGGCUUUCAACUCUAGCAACAAGUUCUUCAAGAAAGAAACCUGGUUCGUCGCCGUGUGUCUGCCCAAGAGAAGUAAAGAGAGUUGAAAAACGUUUCACGUUCAACUUCUUGAGAUCCCCGACUGGCGAACGUUACAAGGAAGUCGCUG